AUGCUACGAAAUGAGCGAAACCUCGUGUGUGGCACCUGUGGGACCGUGAAGAAUCACCAGGUGCCGUGUUUGGAAGAGACGACUACCAGGUCGGUGCGACGAACCCCGAGGAAGCGACGGAGCAAAACGCUGUCGAGUUUGUCGGAAACCGAAGAGGAUGUCGAGAAAACGUUCCUCGCUUCCACGCCUCUGCAGGGUUCCCCCGUCUUGAAGACGAUGGCGAGUGUGAGUUCGAUGGUGGCGACGCUCAGCCGAUCGUCCACGACGACGACGACCACGGUCGUCGGGGAGGAGGAGACGGGGGGGGAUCGGGCGGGGAUGACGUCCGACGACGCGGAGUCUCGGACGACGAAGUCUUCUAGUCGCGUCCGGAGGAGGAGGAAGGAGGAGACGACCUCUGGGUACUCCACGGACGAGGAAGAUCCCCUGAUCCCAAUCUCUGCAGAGAAAGGAGGAUAUACAUACGCUCAGAGCCUCGCAUAUCGAUCACAUAUCACUCCAACCCGAGUCAUCACCAGUCCCAAUAUGGCCCGACACCCUCUGAAUGGCAGUAGGAUUUCUGCUGGAGCUGAUACAAGUGGGGUGUACCGCUGUGAGGACUGUAAUAGUCAUGCAUUAUUCCCUCAGUGGUUAAAUAGGCUUCUCCAAGGACAACAGGACACUCAGCAGACUCUAUAUGAAGGGGCUUUUUCUGAUGAUGAAGAAGAACGAGGGGAGGAUUUGAACCGUGUGCCUAGGGCCCGUCCAAAUGGCAUUCACCCUGCCAACCGGUUGGUUGAACCCCCAGUUGGUGCACCUUCUGCAGCGGGUAAUGGAGGAGGAAGAGGAGGAAAAGCUGCAGGUCCCAGUGAAACAGAAAGACUAGCUGCGGCUGCACUGGUUGCCAAUCGGAGUUCUGCUGUUAAUGUCUAUGGCCGGAGCUCCACUAUCUUUCGUAGAGUUCUUACCAUAUUGUAUACUCCAUUGGCUGGUAUUGAAGUCAUGGAAACCCUUAUUCGGCCAUGCUUUCGAAAGCUCAAGUGGUUGUUUGCCCUGUUUGUGCUUCUAUUGUGUUUCUUGGCAUAUAACUGGGACCACCAAAUGUCCCACUGCAAGGAGGUGGCUCAUGUAUCUGGUCAGGAAUGCCCUGAAAAAAUUGAAUGGUCUUCAUUAUCCUUCUGGUUCCCAUGGUUGGCAAAUAACUGCACCCAAAGGGAAUCAACUGUAACCCCAGGGAUGCCUGUUGACCCAGGACCCAGUCUUCAUCAUCAAAUGAAUCCUUGCCCUAAUCCAUGCCCUGAGGUGGACCCAGGAAAAUUGACUGCCUUCAUGCUCUCAUCCCCCGACUUCAAGGAUUUCUUCCAGUCUCAGCAUAAAGAGUUCAUGACUGCCUUAGCCUCGGUGGAGAUGCGGGAAACGCAUCACAAUGAAAAAGUGGCAGAGGAGCUCAAAGCGUGUUGGAAAAAGUUGGAAGGAGUGGAAUUAAAGCUGAAAGGGUUGCAGGAAAGUCUUGGAAGUCUUGAAGGUUCUGUCCAACGUACAGAGCGCAUGGUCGGAACUCUACAACCUGGAUCCAAUGCUGUACCUGUCCAAGACAUCGAGGACCUGUGGGAUCAGGUCGAUUCCCUCAAGGAUGCAAUCCAUGGCCUUCAGGCGAUGCAGAAUGAAUAUGCUAGAGCCAUAGAUGCAAAGAACAUCACAGCUGAGAUCCAUGCCAGUCUUGGGGAAAUUAUGGCAGCUGCUGGGGAAAGUGAGGCUGGACCCACAGAACCCAGAAGUUUUGGUGCAUGGAUUCGUCACAUCAUACGGUCACGAUUCAGCGGGAUGUCAUGGGAGAACCUCCAGGUCCAGAUUGAAAAGAGCUGUGAGUCCCAGUUGGAUGAGAUCAGGGCAACAGUGAAGGAAUUUGAAGGGAAGCAGGCAUCAGCCUGUCCAACAUGCACUCAAAGUGUUGGAGCUGGGCAGAGUCAGGAGACUUUGGGAAUUCCUGUCAACAUCUCCUCCUACUCUGAAUAUUUCCUCUCCCUAAUUCGCAAGGAACUGGCCAAAUUUGAUGCAGACAAGACUGGAAUGGCUGAUCAUGCCUUGGAAUCUGCUGGAGCAACUGUGAUUAACACAAGGUGCUCUGAAACAUAUGACCUGGGAAUGGCUCAGCUGCAAAUCUUUGGAAUCCCCAUUUGGAACUACCACAACACUCCAAGGAAAGUGAUUCAGCCUGGGAUGUCACCAGGCCAGUGCUGGGCAUUCAAGGGAGCUCAUGGAUACCUGGUGAUCAAACUUCCAUCCCAUGUCAGGAUCAGUGGCUUCACCCUUGAACACAUCCCAGUGGAGCUGUCUACCACUGGCAAUAUCAAUUCUGCCCCCAAAGACUUCUUUGUCCUGGGGCUGAAGCACGAGAAGGACUAUGAAGGGGUUAUGCUGGGUAAAUACACCUAUAAUGAUAAAGGACCCACACUGCAGUUCUUCCCUGCUCAGACUCUUGUGGAUGACAGUUUUGAGAUCGUGGAGCUCCGAAUCACGUCCAAUCACGGACAUCCUGAUUACACGUGCAUCUAUCGGUUCCGCAUUCAUGGGAAACGUGUGAACUGAUGCUCAUUUCACUGGAUCAAAAAGACUCCAGGUCAGCUGUGAAAGAAGUGGUUUUACUUGGUCUCUGACCUGUUGUCUCUCAUGCUUAACUCAUGCCCUGGUACCUCCCCCCCCCCC
Darwinula stevensoni is the source of this 2685-nucleotide messenger RNA. NCBI's taxonomy places the organism in Eukaryota, Metazoa, Arthropoda, Ostracoda, Podocopida, Darwinulidae. The record is from the annotation of a GenBank genome assembly.